This is a messenger RNA of Salvelinus fontinalis (brook trout), 4263 nucleotides long. RefSeq names its product gap junction delta-2 protein-like. The transcript has a single exon. Bases 1460 to 2584 code for a protein of 374 amino acids. Gene Ontology annotation, cellular component: connexin complex. Gene Ontology annotation, biological process: cell communication. The record is from RefSeq and is a predicted model, not a curated record. Lineage: Eukaryota; Metazoa; Chordata; Actinopteri; Salmoniformes; Salmonidae.
UAUUAUACUGUUACAAUAUUACAUAACCUUUUAAAGUAAAUAAGAGUAAAAGUAGGUAUGGGUGUAUAAGCAGUCGCACAUAAUUUAUUUUUAUUCCAAUUCCUCAGCUCUACCUUUUAUAGGCAAACAAAUAUCUAUUUACGAAUUAGUAUUGUUGACAAUUCUUCCAGCACGUUCUUUGAACUCUGUGCUUGACUGAACGGCUGUUUAGAAAAGGUGCCCCCCAUUGUGCAUUUAAAUCUUUGUCCCACUGUACAUUGAAAGCCUUUGUUCACAUACAGUACAAUGAGUUUUUCAGAUGGAGUUAGGGAAUAUGUGUGGUCAGCCCAUUCUCUCCUCAUCCAGCUCAAUAGACUCCAUAACAUCCAACGACCAGCUCCCACUUCAAAGAUAGUUAUGCAGAUUGCUUGCUUUGGCAUUUUUCCAGAUUUGGAUCGGAAAGAAAGACAUUUUCCCAAGGUAAGUUCCUCCAGAAAUCAAUCAUUAGGAUUUUAUUUUUGGACAAUGACAAUCUGUAGUCAGUGUUUUCCUUUUCACUAUGGACUGUUGUUGAAUAGGUUGAGUGGAGGGGUAGGCUACAUUUACAAAGUGUACAUUUAUACAAUUAUUGAGGUAUUGUUAUUAUUAGUUCAUGAUGUACUGUAGUUUGUGUGUCUGUCAGGAAUAAUGUAGAGCUGUGUCUGUCUGGGAUAAUGUAGAGUGGUGCCUGUCAGGGAUAAUGUAGAGUGGUGUCUGUCAGGGAUAAUGAAGAACGGUGUCUGUCAGGGAUAAUGUAGAGCGGUGUCUGUCAGGGAUAAUGAAGAGAUGUGUCUGUCAGGGAUAAUGAAGAGAUGUGUCUGUCAGGGAUAAUGAAGAGUGGUGUCUGUCAGGGAUAAUGAAGAGUUGUGUCUGUCUGUAUUAUGGAGAGUAACCUAUAUUUAAUUUUCUCUUUCUACAUAAUCAUUUCAUGUAUCAAAUUAAGCAUUUUCUCAUGUUAUUUAGAAUAUCCCAGAUCCCUAAUUUAAACAACACAUACUGUAUAUUAAACAAACUACAUCUACAUAACACAUAGCGACAUGUUCCAACAUAGCCUACAGUAUACUGUGUCUUAAGUAUGUUGUGUGACAUUGUGAAAGUAUUUUGAUGCCCCUCUUAUGGAUGUUAGAUGACAUAUUAUGUGUUGACCUGUUUUAUGGCUUCAUGGUUCUGCUGACUUAGCAUGUGCCCCUCCCGCAAUAGACACUUCAUUUUCAGUAGUGAGACUAAACUGUACUGAUGGCUCACUCAUUAAAGACCUUGAUAGAUUACAAGGAAAUACAUCAGUGCUGCAGAUGCGCAGGUUCCAUCCAUGUUUCACUCCUUCAAAGACUGUAGCACUAAUGUUGAUUUGUCUGUGGGGCAUAAUAUUGUAGUGUGGUGGGAUCAACACACCAUAGGCCUCUGCUGUUUGUUUUUCAUCUGUGUUCCCCCAGGUUAAGAAAUGGGAGACUGGUCCAUUCUUGGUCGCUUCUUAACGGAGGUUCAGAACCACUCCACGGUGAUCGGCAAGAUCUGGCUGACCAUGCUCCUCAUCUUCCGCAUCCUGCUGGUGACCCUGGUGGGGGAUGCAGUGUACAGCGAUGAGCAGUCCAAGUUCACCUGCAACACCCUGCAGCCUGGUUGCAACAACGUCUGCUACGACACCUUCGCCCCCGUCUCACACCUGCGCUUCUGGGUCUUCCAGAUAGUGCUCGUCUCCACACCGUCUAUCUUCUAUAUUGUCUACGUGUUGCACAAGAUAGCCAAGGAUGAGAAGUUAGAGACUGAGAAGAUCCAGGAGGUUGCUAAGCCUCCUCCUGCAAGUGAAAGUCUCAAACAUGUAGGGGUGGAGGAUGGGGAAGCCCUGGAGGCCAGAAACCGCUCUUUCAACCCCUGCUAUGAGAAGGAGUGGGGCGCCCGGGAGGGGGAGUGUGUGGAGCAGAGCCUGCUGGAGGAGGAUUUGAAGGAGGUGGGGAAGGAUCCCACCGAGCUGUCCAGCCAAGUGCUGCUGACCUACAUCAUCCACGUGGUGCUGCGCUCCGUCAUGGAGAUAGCCUUCCUAGUGGGCCAGUACUACCUGUUUGGCUUUGAAGUGCCUCAACUGUUCCGCUGUGAGACCUACCCCUGUCCUAACCGGACUGACUGUUUUGUGUCUCGUGCCACAGAGAAGACCAUCUUCCUCAACUUCAUGUUCAGCAUCAGCCUGGGAUGCUUCAUCCUGAACAUUGUGGAGCUGCACUACCUGGGCUGGGUCUAUAUUUUCCGUGUGCUGUGCUCUGCCUGCUCUACAUGCUGCGAGCCAGAGCGGGACCCUGUGGAACUUGUGGACCUGUAUCACAACCACAACAACCCUCUGCUGCUGCAGCUCAAACACUCCCUACGAGGCAGGGUGGUCCUGCAGACCUCCCCUCCCAUGUCCCAGGAGAAGAGCAGUGGUGUGUUGCCCACCCACACCCCAGCCAUCUCCUUCGAGACGGACUCCACAGUAGAGUGCACCUCCAAGAGAAGCCCAGAUGAGAAAGAACGCACUAAGGCCAAACUAGCCAACAUAACUAAAAUAGGCAGAGGCAAGAAAUCCUGGCUGUGAACUGUCAAACUGUGUAUUUUUUCUUUCCGUUGAAUAUUCUUCUUUUGCUUCCUCCAAUCAACUGAAGAUGGAUUACAGUUGUUUACAGUAUGACUGCAAAAGUAACAGUCCUUUGAGUCUUUUGCAGUGAAUCUUUAGAAAUUCCAUAGGAGUACCCACAGCCCGCAAAAGCAUUGAAAACUGUAUGUGCUCACAUUUCUGUGUGUACAUGGGUAGAAAUUAUAAACUUUAAUGUGCAACCACUUUGGUAGCUUGGUCGUUCCACCAAUUAGGUGCCGUUUGAGUAUUGAAUUUUUUUAUAUCACCUAAUUUUAACAUUCUGUCAUAAAGAGCACAUGUUCAACUUAAUGAAAAACAUAUUUGCCCAUUUCAAUAGGUUACAUAAAACAAACGACUAUAGUAUGUGCCUAAUAAGUGCCAAAUAAAGUAACAGGGUUGACCGUAACAGGGUUGAUGAUUUAAUCUCAAAUCAGCCAUAAAUCCCCUGGUGACAGGAGGAAUGGAAGCUUGUUGUGUGCAACAGGGAGGGGCAAUUGAAUGCAAGCUUCACCAAAAAUGUUUAAUUGUUAAAUCAUUUCUGGCCUAUCUAUGGGUAAUAGGAUUGAUGUGUUAUGCUGGACAUGCUUUGGUUUUCCACCACAGAACACCAGAAAAUGGUCAUAAAGAGUAGAACUGGCAUUUACACAAUGAUUUGACUAUGAGAUCAUGUUCAAUGUCUCUUUUGAAUAGUUGAACCAUACUCAAACAGUCCAGUUGACAUAACAGGGUUGAACUAUUAAAAUAAUCUUAAAAUGAAUCACUAAUAACAUAAAAUAAAUAAUACUCUUCAGAAAUGACUUUACAACAUAACUAGGGCUUUAUAAUGAUGGUGAAAACUUGGAGAAAUGUUGUGGUUAAGUGGGUUAAAAAUCUUCCUAAAAGUCACAGAGGAUGCACAGAGGCACUUUAGCAAGUCUUUAAUUCAUAUAAAUUGAGAUUGAUUGAAUUAUCCAUGUGGUCUAUAUUACAGGGCACUUCAUUAAAUAUAAUAGGCUUUUAUUUAUGCAAAACUUUUACUUAGAAUGUCAAAGUGAUGCAGAAAGCACUAAUAUUGUUGAACGACCCAUCUAUUCAUAUCACAUCUGUAAUAUAACCAAUUAAAUGGUUUCAAAAGGAAAUAAUACUUGCCACAAUUUCAACAUAUAUAAUAUACAAAUACAUUUGUACAAUUUAAUUAAGUUAUUAUUACAAAAGAGGUUUGUUGGCAAUUUUUGUCAUAAAAUGUUCUUCUUAGUACAAUACCAGUUUUACCUCAUGCUAAUAUCUAGAAAAUCUAAGAGAAAACAUCCCCUUUCUCUUGAUUAGAAGAUUACUUUAGUAACUUUAACAAGGUAUCUUGAGAGCAGGUGAGUGAGAGAACACCAGGAGUGUGCAAAGCUGUCAUCAAGGCAAAGGGUGAAGUUGAUAUCUUCACUAUUAUUCUACAAUGUAGAAAAUAGUAAAAAUAAAGAAAAACCCUUGAAUGAGUAGGUGUGUCCAAACUUUUGACUGGUACUGUAUAUAAAAACAUUUUCGUUAAAGUAUAUUUUUUAGAUUAGUGAUGUUACAACAACAACAUUCUUAAAUACAUGUCAUUUUGUCCUUGAAAUAUUUAAUUGAAAUACUGUAAAACUCCAUUCAUUCUUAUGGAGGACUGCUCC